Molecule: messenger RNA, 741 nt
Organism: Closterium sp. Naga37s-1
Lineage: Eukaryota; Viridiplantae; Streptophyta; Zygnematophyceae; Desmidiales; Closteriaceae
Source: the annotation of a GenBank genome assembly
AUGCCCUCGGCCCUUGGCACGCUGCCCACGGCGCCCCGUCCCUUGGCGCCCCCUGCUCGCGACUCCCACGGCGCCCCCGUCCCUUGGCGCCCCCUGCUCGCGACGCCCACGGCGCCCCGUCCCUUGGCGCCCCCAGCUCGCGACACUCACGGCGCCCCGUCCCUUGGCGCCCCCCUGCUCGCGACGCCCACGGCACCCCGUCCCUUGGCGCCCCCUGCUCGUGACGCCCACGGCGCCCCGUCCCUUGGCGCCCCCUAUCCGCGACACCCACGGCCCUUGGCGCCCCCCUACUCGCGACGCCCACGGCCCCCCGCGCUCGCCCUCGCGGCCCCCCGUCUCCUCCCGUUCGCUCCUUGCGACGCCCUCGACAGACGCCGCCCAUCGCGCACGCCCCCGACAUCCGCGACCCGCUGCCCCUGCCAACCAGCGACGCGGGUCGCGACCCCUGCGACCGACGCCCCUCGUCGCCCUCGACCCCCUAGACCCGCGACCCUCGACUUUCCCCUUCACACCAUCCCGUCGUAUCCCCACCCCUCCCUCCUCCUGUGGCUGAUCCCUCCUCCCCCCCUUAUUCGCACCUUCGUUUUCAUUUUCCCCAUCCUCCCUCCUCCUGUGGCUGAUCCCUCCCUCCUCAUUCUCACCUUCUCUCCUCAUCUUUCAUUUUCCCCAUCCCCCCUCCUCCUGUGGCUGCUUUCUCCCCCCCCUGCAUCAUGGCUACCGACACCAUGCCAACUGACAUAA